Lucilia sericata (common green bottle fly) is the source of this 1284-nucleotide messenger RNA. Its product is annotated as pupal cuticle protein 36. The coding region runs from base 201 to 1184 and encodes 327 amino acids. Lineage: Eukaryota; Metazoa; Arthropoda; Insecta; Diptera; Calliphoridae. The transcript is spliced from 3 exons. The record is from RefSeq and is a predicted model, not a curated record.
AGUUGAUUGAUACACCCCAAAAAAUGGUAUACAAUGCUUUUGGCACUAUUAUCUUGUUAUUUUAAAGAAACAAUUUGUUGAGGUUUCGGAAGAUGAUUUUGUAUAAAAAUGUUGAUGACUUGACUAAUAGCCAUCAGUUUCACGUUAACUGCACAAAUCUACAAUUGAGAAGAUUUUUCUAACAUCAAUAGUUCAAUAAGAUGCGCGUAUUUUUGACAUUGUGCUCAAUGGCUGCUUUAGCUUUGGCUAAGCCACAAUACAAUUACGGUAGUGGUGUUUCUGGCAGCUUUGGAAGCUCUGGCAAUAUUGGAGGGCUCAGUGGUCUUGGUUUUGGAGGAUUGGGCAGUAGUUCUGGAGCUUCAUUUGGGGGUGGUGCUGGAAAAUUCCAAGGAGGUAAUGGUGGUGGAUUCUCCUCUGGAGCUAUUGGCGGUGGUUCUUCAUUCGGUUCUGGCUCUAUUGGUGGUGGUUCAUCGUUUGGUUCUGGUUCUAUUGGCGGUGGUUCAUCAUUCGGUUCUGGUUCCAUAGGUGGUGGCUCAUCAUUUGGCGGUUUCCAAUCAAGCUCAUCAAAUUACAAUCAAUAUUCCCAACAACAACAGCACUCAGCCCAAUUCGAAGCUCCUUUCGUGCAUAAACAAUUCAUUACUGUUGCUGCACCCGAAGAUAACGAAAAUUUGGAACGCACCAAACAUUUAGUUAUUGGUCGUCCUCAAAAGAACUAUCGCGUCGUCUUCAUUAAAGCUCCAUCAUCCAGCAAUGCCAAUGUCAAGUUGUCUGCCGAAUAUGCUCCCCAAGAAGAAAAGACCGUCAUUUACGUUUUGUCCAAAAAGGAUAGCUCUUUGGAAGUUGGCGACAUUGCUACUCCUGCUCCAUCCGUACCCAGCAAACCUGAAGUAUUCUUCAUUAAAUAUAAGACCGAAGAAGAAGCUCAACAUGCCCAAAAACAAAUUCAAGCCGAAUACGAUAAAAUCGAAGGCACCUCCGAACAUACUGAUGCUGGCGUUGCUCCCCAACAGUCGGUUGUUGGUAUUUUGGAUGGAUCUAAUGGUGGUGCUUCAGGUGCCGGUACUGGUGCUGGAUUUGGCAAUUCUGGUAACGCUAUUGGUGGCGGUUCUGGAAUUUCUAGUGCAUUUGUUGGCGGUAAUGGAGCCAAAUCUUCUGCUUACUUGCCUCCUGCUGGUCAUUAAUAGUUUUUAUCGCAUUUUUAAACACUCGAAAAGUAUUAAUGGUAUACGAGUAAAUGUUAAGUUUUUUUAAAAUUAGAAGAAUAAAAACGUUGAAACGGGA